This is a messenger RNA of Closterium sp. NIES-65, 6231 nucleotides long. NCBI's taxonomy places the organism in Eukaryota, Viridiplantae, Streptophyta, Zygnematophyceae, Desmidiales, Closteriaceae. The record is from the annotation of a GenBank genome assembly.
AUGGCGUCCGCGGAGGAACUAAAGGCGGAAAACACCCGCCUUCAAGCGGAGAUGCAGUCCAUGAAAAAGAAGAUUGUUUUAGCUCUCAAAAAGCAGCAGGCGGAGCUUCAAUCUAAAGUCCAAGAGGCCGAACGAGUCCGGGACGAGGCUUUAAAGCGAGCCGAAGCCGCGGAAUCAGGAGCUUCAAACGGAGAUGCAUCUAAAGGAGCGGAUCCGGCGGCGCUGCAGCAGCUGCAGGACCAACUGAAUGCGUCUCAGCAGGAACUGAAAAUGCUAAGAGAAGAGUACGUGGUUGCGAGCGAGAAGGUCAAGGCUGCUGAAGACCAGACCAGAUCAGCGGAGGAGGAGAGAAAGAAAGCCAUGGACGGCGCGAAUGCGGCUCAGAAGAGCCUUCGCGCGUCGAAAGAGGAGGUCCAGAUGGUCCGCGAGCAAUGGACGGCGGCGCAAGGCGCGCUGAUGACCACUCAGGAGGAGCUUACGAGUCUGCAGGAGCAGCUGCGGAAAGCGCAGGGGGAGGCGCGGGAGGCGCAGGAAGGGCGCGCGGCGGCGCAGCACGCGCUGCAGGCGCUGGGGGAGCGGGUGAAGGCGGCGGAGGCGGAGAAGCGGAGUGAUCAGGCGGAGCAGCGGCGCGCGCAGGAGGUGGUGGCGCGCGCGGAGCAGCAGCUGAAAGCCGCGCAGGCGGAGCGCGAGAAGGCGAUGGAGGCUUUGAGUGCUGCGCGGAGAGAGCUGGAGGGGUCUCGGGCAGACGGGGAAAAGAUGGCCGGGCAGCUGAAAGCAAUUCAUGUGGAAUUGGAAGCUUCGAAGGAAGAUGGGAGCAAGUUGCAGGCGCUGGUUGCGGACUUGCAGAGGAAGCUUCCUGUAGUGGAGCAGGAAAAGGAAGGGCUGAGGGGGGAUAAGGAGAAGUUGGAAUCGGAGAUUAAGGCGCUAAGUGAUGAGCUCGAGGGUCUGCGACACGGCAAGGAAGCUUCGCUGGAAGAUCUGCGCGCGCAAGUCGAAAGUUCCAGGAAGGAGCUGGGGGAAGUCAAAUCGGAGCUAGAAAAGGCGAGGGAGGAGGCUGGAAAGGCCCAGUGUGAGGCGACGAACAAGGGCGCGCAGGUGGAGGAGUUGCUUCAGGCGCAGACGGUGCUUCAGGGGGAGGUUGAGAAGGCCAAGGCAGCGGAAGCAGAGGCGCAGGAAGAACUGGGGAAGGUGCGAUGCGAGGCGACGAACAAGGGCGCGCAGUUGGAGGAGCUGCUUCAGGCGCAGACGGCGCUUCAGGGGGAGAUUGAGAAGGCCAAGGCAGCGGCAGCAGAGGCGCAGGAAGAACUGGGGAAGGUGCGAUGCGAGGCGACGAACAAGGGCGCGCAGGCAGAGGAGCUGCUUCAGGCGCAGGCGGCGCUGACAGGGCAGGUGGAAGAGGCGAAGGCCGCAGCAGCUAAAGCAGCUGCGGCGGCAGCAGAUGCAGAGGCGGCUCUUCAAGCGCAGCUGGCAGAAGCGAAGAAAGAAGUUGCCAGCCUUACCUCACAGCUGAAGGGCAUGCGAGGGGCCAUGGAUCACGUGCAGAAGGCUGCUUCGGAGACAGAGGAGAGCAUCCAGAAAGAGCUGGCAGAUCUCGCCGCCAAGUCAGAUUCCCUCAAAGACCAGCUGGCAGCCGCGCAGGCUGAGCUGGCAUCGGCCAAAUCCUCGCUGGAGAAGGAGAUUCAUUCGAGAGAGGCAGCGCAGAGAGAAGCAGAGGAGGCUCGAGCGGCGUUGGACUCUUUCCAGGAAAGUGCCGGGAAGGAGCAGCAGCAGGCUGGGGAGCUGUGGCAGCAGCUUCUAGACACGCGGAAGCAGGUUGCAGCAGAGACGGAUAGGGCUGAUGGGAGCGAGAAAGAGGCGGAGGGAUUGAGGAAGAGGGUUGAGGGGUUGGAAAAGGUGGUUGAGGAGAAGGAGAAGGAAGGAGAGGCUGUGAGGGGGGAGCUGGAGGGAGUGAGGGGUAGGUUAGGGGAGGUGGAGGGGAGGGUGAAGGAGUUGGGGGAGGAAGUUGCUGUGAAGGAGGAGGAGGUGGGUGGGCUGAGGAGAAAGUUGGAGGUUGCAUUGAAAGCAGCUGAGGAGGCGAAGGAGGAGGGUGAGAAGGUAAGGAAAGUGGCUGAGGAGCUAAAGAAGGAGAUGGAUGCGUUAGUAGGGGCGAAGGAGGCGGAGAUUAAAGCCAAGGAGAAGGAGAUUCAGGGGCUAAAGGAGAAGCUGGAGCAAGCGGUAGCAGAGAAGGGAUCAGGCGAGGCGGAGGCUGCUAAGAUGGGCGAAGACAGGAAGGCGUUAGAGGGCCGGGUGGCGGAGCUUCAAGGGGAGCUGGAGAAGGCGAAAGCGGAGGUGGAGAGCGGUAAAGAGGAGUUGGAGAGGGUUAAAGGGGAAGCAGAGAAAGCACAAGGGGAGGCAGAGAGUGUUAAAGGGGAACUCGAGAGGGUGAAAGAGGAGGCAGAGAGAGCGAAAGGGGAGGUGGAAAAGGGUGUGGUUGAAGUGGAGGAGGCGAGAGGCGCGCUUAAGGCAGCAGAGGAGAGGGUGAAAGAAUUGGAGGUGAAGGAGGGAGAGUGGGAGGGGCGAGAGGCUGAGUUGAGGAAGAAACUGGAAACAGCAGAGGCGGAGUUAGCUGCUGCUAAGGCUGAAGCCGCAGCAGCAGGGGCAGAGGCGGCAGGGGCAGCGGCAGCAGGGGCUGUGGCAGGAGAGGCGCGAGUGGGAGAGCUGGAAGAGGCGUUGAAAGCGGUGAAGAGGGAGAAGGAGCGGUUGGAGGAGGAGUUGGAGGAGGCGUUGGGGAAGGUGAGGGAAGCGGAGAGGAAGAGCGAGCAGGUACAGGCAGAGAUCAAAGCAGAGCUGCAGGGGAUGAGGGAGAAGAGCGAAAAGGAGUGCGCAGAGAGGGCGGAUGGAGAGAAGAGAGUGACUGAGCUCACUGCUGAGUUGGAAGGGGUGAAAGCAAGGGUAGAAGCAGCAGAGCUAGAGGCAGGGAGGAUGAGGGAGGAGGCGGAGAGGGGGAGGGAACAGCUGGCAAUGUCGGGCGGUGCGCAGGCUGAGGAGCUGGCGAAGGUGAAUGCUGAGCUGGCGACGGCAAACGCUGAGCUGGCGCGGGUGUCGGGUGAGCUGGCGCAGGCUGCAGCUGCCCGUGUGGCGGCGGAGGAGGCGGCUGCCAGAGUGGCGGGCGCUGCAGGGGAGGCGAUGGGGAAGGCUGAGUCAGCAGAGAGUGAGCUGGCGACAGUGCGCAGCAAGCUGGAGGCAGAGGUGAAGGCAGCGGAGGACAAGUAUGCGGAGCUGGACAGCAAGUUCAACCGCCUGCAGAAGCGCGCCAAGCAGAGAAUCCAGGAAGUGACCAAGGAGAAGGAGGAGGCAGAGCGGAAGCUGGGUGAGGAGAGGAAGCAGCAAGCGGCGUUGCAGGAGGAUCUGGAGAGAGCCAAGGGGGUGGCUGCAGAGGCGCAGCGGACGGCCGAGAAGGACAAGGAUCAGCUGCGGAAGACCAACGCGUCGCUUAAAGAAGAAGUGGACGAGCUGAGGCGGGCCUUGGAACUGAAGGAGCACAAUCUGAAGGAGUCGCGCAGGCUGGCAGCAGGCAAGGAGCAGGCGUGGCUGGAGCUGUCGAGCUCAGCACAGGAGGAGCGGGAGCGCAUGGCAGGGGCAGUGAAGGAGGUGGAGGAGCGAAUGGAGCGGAUGGGGAAGGAGCAGGAGGCGCGCGCGGCUGAGCUGCAGAGGGAGCUGAAUAAAGCACUGGAGAGCAGCAGUGCGCUGCAGGUCCAGCUGUCGCAGAAGGAGCGCCAGCUGGCAGAGGUGGAGGCCGCCACGUCAGGCGAGCUGGCGCGGCUGUCGGCCACUCUGGAGGCGACACGUGGCGAGCUGCACCGGCUGGAGCAGAAGCUGCAGGAGGAGCGGAGCGGGUGGGAGGAGACGGUGGGGCAGCUGAAGAGGCGGGUGGAGGGGAUGGAGAGGGGGAAGCGCAUGCAGGAGGUGGCGUUGCAGGAGGCGAAGGGGGCGUGGCAGCAGGAGGUGGAGGGGCAGAAGAAGGCCGUUGCUGCCGCCCUGGCGGACCUGGCUGCUGCUCAGGCAGAGGUGAGUCAAGCAGGGGGGGGACGGCUGGGAGGAGACGGUGGGGCAGCUGAAGAGGCGGGUGGAGGGGAUGGAGAGGGGAAGAGGAUGCAGGAGGUGGCGUUGCAGGAGGCGAAGGGGGCGUGGCAGCAGGAGGUGGAGGGGCAGAAGAAGGCCGUUGCUGCUGCUCUGGCGGAUUUAGCUGCUGCACAGGCGGAGGUGGCGAAGGGGCGUGAUGAGCUGGCGGCGUACAAGGUGCGGGCGGCAGCGAUGCUGAAGAAGAAGCAGGAGGAGCUGGAGGCGGUGGGGAACGCGGAUGCCAUGGCGAGCAAGGAAGAGGCAAUCCAGGAGGCGAAGCGGGCAAAGGCAGCAGCAGUGGCGGAGAGGGACAGAGCGCUCAAGGCUUUGGAGGAUGCUGCUGUGGACCAUGAGACGCAGAUGGCAGCGCGUAACGUGGCAUUGAUGGAAGCGGAAACGAAGAUACGGGAGCUGACGGGCAGGCUGGAGGCGGUGCGGCAGCAGAGCCGGGCAGCGCAGGAGGAGAUGCACGGGCGGAUGAUGGACCUGGAAGACGGGUGGCGCGCAGAGAAGCUGCGGCAGCAGGAUGAGAAGCUGAAAGGGCAGACGGACAGCCAGACAGCUACCUUGGAGUCUGAACUCAGAAGGAGAGUGGAAGCGGGGGAGAGGGAGCAUGCAGCGUACCGAGAGAUGGCGGACAAGACUAUAGAGGCCAAGGAUAAGGCGAUUGACGGGAAAGACAAGGAGAUUGCGCGGCUCUCUGCUGAAGCUGCACGCCUGCAGGAGGCUCUGAUUGCUGCUCAGGCUGGUUCUGCUGCUGCUGGUGGCGCUGGUGCUGGUGCUGCUGCUGCUGCUGCUGCUGCUAGUGUGGCUGGUGGUGGUGCCAACAGUGGUGCCGGUGGUGGUGUUGCUGGUGCUGGUGGUGGUGGGGAGGGUGAUGGGGUAAAGCUUGCGGGGCUGGGUGCUGCUGGGAUGGAUGGAGCGGCCAGUCCCAGGAAACCAGCUCUCAUCUCGGGUGAUGGGUUGAAGAUAGCGGGGCUGGGUGCUGCUGGGAUGGAUGGAGCGGCCAGUCCCAGGAAACCAGCUCUCAUCUCGCCCGGUUCUCGGAUGUCAGAUCCAGGGUUUGGCAAAUCACCCUCAUCCGGCCUACCUCUCUCCCUCGGUGCGUUGCCUCUCUCCCUCGGUGCGUUGCCUCUCUCCCUCGGUCCGUACCCCCUCGCCCUCGCUUUCUGUCCUCCCUCUUCCUUGUUGUCUGGAUCCAUCACCUGUCCGUCCUCACCUCCUUUUUCCAUCACCUCUGUUUACCUCCCUGAUAUUACCCCCCCCCUUCCUCCCCCCACCCAUGCCAUGCCCUCUGUGCAUCCACCAGAGGGGAUGGGGUUGGCAGACAACCCAGCAGAGAAGGCUGCGAUCGCAGAGCAACACAUACUGGUACGUCGUGCCCUUGCCACUCCUGCCUCUCUUCCCUCUGCUGCCUCUUUUCCCUCUGCUGCCUCUCUUCCCUCUGCUGCCUCUCUUCCCUCUGCUGCGUCUCUUCCCUCUGCUGCGUCUCUUCCGUCUGCUGCCUCUCUUCCCUCUGCUGCGUCUCUUUUCCUUGCGCGGCAGCAAGCACAAAGGGAGGAGGAGGUAGCACAGUGCAGGCGGCACAUUCAGGCACUGCAGGAGGAGAUCACAGACUUGCAGAGGGAGAAUCAGCUGAGAGCCAAGCAGGUGGGUGGGUGUUCUGUUGCGUUCAAGUGGGUGCUCUGUUGCAUUCAGGAACCCAUCUUGACGAAAGAGCUGAGGGGCGUGGAGAGAGCGCAGGAGAGAGGAGGAGUUAAUGCAUCUAACCCCCUCUUUUCCCCUGCUCCCUCACUCCUUUUCUUCCCGCGAAUCCGUCUUGAAGGAGGAGCUGAGGAACAUGGAGAGGGCGCAGAAGAGAUGAUUCAAAAGCAACACCCCUCCUACUCCCAUUUUCUCUUCUCCCUUCCUCCUCCCUUUCCUCGACUACAGGAAUCUGUCUUGAAGGAGGAGCUGAGGAACAUGGAGAGAGCGCAGAAGAGAGAGACGGUGGACAUGACUUAUCUGAAGAACGUGAUUCUGCAGCUGCUUAUCAGAACAGACCAGAGGGCAACCCUCAUCCCUGUGAUCGGCAUGAUACUGCAGUUCAGCCCAGACGAGGUGAGCCUAGGCCAGCCGGCACUCCUUUAG